Molecule: messenger RNA, 1209 nt
Organism: Penicillium chermesinum
Lineage: Eukaryota; Fungi; Ascomycota; Eurotiomycetes; Eurotiales; Aspergillaceae
Product: C2H2-type zinc finger protein
Exons: 3
Coding region: 1-1209 (402 amino acids)
Biological process (GO): regulation of transcription by RNA polymerase II
Cellular component (GO): nucleus
Molecular function (GO): DNA-binding transcription factor activity, RNA polymerase II-specific; RNA polymerase II cis-regulatory region sequence-specific DNA binding
Source: RefSeq, a predicted model, not a curated record
AUGGCGUCACGAGAUUCCCCUGCUUCCCCCUUUCCCGACUACUCGGACCGCGAGUCCAUCAAACAUGAAAGCCGCGCGCCGUCCCCGACGGCUGCCAACCUUCCUCCGUCAAAGCGUCGCCGCACCGGAGCAGCCACUUGGGACCGUCAGACCCCUUUAUCCUCGAUGCAAGACGAGAUUCCCCCGCCCGGGUCGCCCACGGCCUCUAUCUCUUCCGACACGGACGGAGACAUCCCUAACUCCCCUAGUCUAGCCGGAUUGCUGGGCAACAACCAAGACGAUGACUAUAAUGGCCAUAGUGGCGACCAAGUUACCGUAUGCCUCUGGGAAGGUUGCACAGCCGGUGACUUAGGUAACAUGGAUGGAUUGGUGCAGCACAUCCACACUGAGCACAUCGGGAGCCGGCAGAAGCGGUACUCCUGCGAGUGGAGCGAAUGCAAUCGCAAAGGCCAAACGCAUGCCAGUGCCUAUGCAUUGCGGGCUCACAUGCGGAGUCAUACUCGAGAGAAACCUUUCUACUGUACUCUCCCUGAAUGUGACCGCAACUUCACCCGGUCGGACGCCCUGACGAAGCACAUGCGUUCCGUUCACGAAAUCGACUCCCUCCGAUCAGCAGACUCGAAGUCUACAUCGGGUGGCGGCACCGGGAGCGUCGCCGGAACCCCAGCUUCUAAGCUCCAGCGUAUCCGUCUGAAGCUCUCCCACCCGCCCCGCGAACCAGGCGCUGAUAGCCCACACCUCCCUCAUCCUGAAGCUAUUCUCUCCGCGCCCGGUGCUAUUGAUACCUCUGAUGUUGAUGAAAUGACGAUGCCCGAACUGGGCCCCGAACAUGGCUUCGACGAGGAAGAGCUGAGGCUCAAUCCCCGUGACCUCUACCGAGUCCUCCGGCGAGAAAUUGCUUGGGAAGAGCGUGAGUCGGAAAAACUAAAGGCGGAAUGGGACGACUUGCGCCCAAAGCGUGAAGACGCAUGGCGGGAGAAGAAUUGUAUCUUCGAUGAUCUAACUGCGGUAGAACUGCGUCUUUUCAAUGUGCUUCUCGGCUCGGGGGGCGUCCCUGCUUCCGCAGACAUCGCAGGUACAUCGAACACUUUGGAAAAGCUCCAACGACAACAACAACAAUUUCAGCAGCAGCAGGAUGAGUUACAUCUAAAGGGGGCGGAGAAGGAGGAGAGAGACAUGGAGGUGGAACCGUCCGCUGCGGCUGCAUAG